GUGUCAUACCUGUUCUCUCUGGUUGGGCCACAGGUGGCUUUUGAAAUUUAGACCUCAGGUAACCCGAAGAUAAAAUGGCACGAAAUCUUGCCCUGGCAGGGCUGGGUGUCCUUCUCUUUCUCCAGAUAGCCACGUCCACCAAGCUGGUGUGCUACUUUUCCAACUGGUCCCAGUACAGGCCUGGAAUUGGGAAAUUUACCUCCGUAGACGUGGACCCCUUCCUUUGCACUCACGUCAUAUUCACCUUGGCCACCAUUAAAGACAACCAGAUCACAACCAUCGAGUGGAACGAUGAGUCCCAGUACAAGUCUUUGAACAGCCUGAAGACCACUAACCCUCAGAUGAAGACUCUGCUGUCCGUUGGGGGCUGGGUCAAUGGGAUGAGCCCGUUCAUCGGGAUGGUCGCCACGGCAGAGAGCCGUCAGAUAUUCAUCCAGUCGUCCAUCCGCUUCCUGCGCCAGCACGGCUUCGACGGUCUGGACCUGGCGUGGGAGUACCCGGGCCAAAAUGGCAGCCCCGCCCAGGACAAGCAGAGAUUUACCGCCCUGGUCACGGAGCUCAUAAAAGCCUUUGAGGAUGAGGUCAAAGGCACCGAGAAGCCCAGACUCCUGCUCUCUGCGAAGGUGGCGGCCAUUAGAGCUACAAUUGACUUUGGCUACGAGAUCCCCCAGCUGUCAAGCCUGCUGGACUUCAUCAGCGUCAUGACCUACGACUUCCACGGACACUGGGAGAUGUCCACGGGACACAACAGUCCCCUCUACCCCAGCCCCCUCGACAAAGGAACCCAAGUUCACCACAACGUCGACUCUGCUCUUGCCUACUGGAUGGAUAAUGGAGCCCCAGCAGAGAAGCUUCUGAUGGGCUUCCCCACGUACGGACGCACCAACAAACUCACGUCCUCCAUGACCGGUCUGGGAGCCCCGUCCUACGGGCCGGCCGCUGCUGGGCCUUACACCAGGGACCCCGGCUACUGGUCUUACUAUGAGGUCUGCUCCUUCAUCACGAGCGGCACCGUCGGCUGGAUUGAGGAGCAGAGAGUUCCCUACGCCACGCACGGUGACUCAUGGGUCGGCUAUGACAACAAGGAGAGCUUUGCAAACAAGGUUCAAUGGGUACAGGGCAACAACUUGGGGGGAGCCUUUGUGUGGUCCCUGGACAUGGAUGACUUUGCGGGGCAGUUCUGUGCAGAUGGGAAAUACCCUCUUGUUAACCACCUCCGUAACUCCCUUGGUUUUCCACCCAAACCGACCACCACCCCCGGCCCCACCACCACCCCGGAUCCCAUCGCCUCCUUCUGCAUCGGCCGACCAGACGGGCUGUACCCCAACCCCAGCGACAUCACCACCUACUUCCAGUGUUUCCGUGGAAACACCUACAUCCACAGCUGCCAGCCGGGCCUGGUCUACGUCGACGCCUGCAAGUGCUGCAACUGGCCGUGAGGGGGGGAGGAGCCAUGAGCUCAGCUUCCAAACAGGCCUCCCAUUGGCCAGCCCACUGUGCCUGUUCCUCUGCACUGCUCACCUUCUGCUCCCAUUCCAAGUUAAAAUGGCCGAUAGGCUGCAGCAAUUCCCUGUUUUAAAUACAAAUAUUCGAACAGUGUAGAGAAAUACGAAAACCACAAGUAACGUUAGUUUUGUCUAGAGUUGUUUGCCUUUAGUGUAUGUAACAUAUAAUAUGAAUGUAUAAUGAUUGUGCAAUCCCGUAGUGUACUGUAACAAAAAUAAGCAUAAUAUUUAUCUUUUUUUUAAAUAUCAUUUUGUCACUAUACACAACAUUUGUUUUACAACCACCAAAGUCUAAAGAACUACUUUACAUGGAAGCCCAAAACUUUACAAUGAACACAUUAAUAAAUGGCUCUCGGUAACUCA
Anguilla rostrata (American eel) is the source of this 1868-nucleotide messenger RNA. RefSeq names its product acidic mammalian chitinase-like. The transcript has 12 exons. NCBI's taxonomy places the organism in Eukaryota, Metazoa, Chordata, Actinopteri, Anguilliformes, Anguillidae. Gene Ontology annotation, biological process: carbohydrate metabolic process. The coding region runs from base 75 to 1439 and encodes 454 amino acids. Gene Ontology annotation, molecular function: chitin binding. The record is from RefSeq and is a predicted model, not a curated record. Gene Ontology annotation, cellular component: extracellular region.